This is a messenger RNA of Diachasmimorpha longicaudata, 4879 nucleotides long. It is a transcript of the gene Mef2, whose product is annotated as myocyte-specific enhancer factor 2. The transcript is spliced from 8 exons. The coding region runs from base 3260 to 4693 and encodes 477 amino acids. Gene Ontology annotation, biological process: positive regulation of transcription by RNA polymerase II. Gene Ontology annotation, molecular function: protein dimerization activity; DNA-binding transcription factor activity, RNA polymerase II-specific; RNA polymerase II cis-regulatory region sequence-specific DNA binding. The record is from RefSeq and is a predicted model, not a curated record. Lineage: Eukaryota; Metazoa; Arthropoda; Insecta; Hymenoptera; Braconidae.
AUAAAAAAAUUGAAAGGAUAAAAUUAAACUCCCCAGAAUCGAAAGGAUAAUGAUUGAAAUAUUGAUGUUCUCUCCACCUGAUUGAAAUUGUGAUGUCAAAAUUGAUUCAUAAACCCGUCGAAUUCAGAUUUCAGAGUGAAAAUAAAAAAAUUGACUGAAUAUCUCUCUACCUUGUAUAUCUGUCGCCUGUCGUCUACUGUUUCAAUUCAGCCUUUUUUCAGAUAAAUAAAAAUGAGAAGAAAAAAAAAUAACGGCAAAUGCCACAGUUCACGAAAUGACCGAAUUCCGUCAAGCGCAGUUAACGAUUUUUAUUAACUGUCCGACUUGAUAAUACAAGCCGCGAGCGAAUACUGUCAACGUCCAUUAUUAGCAGCGUAGAAUUAAAAACAAAUUUCCGGUAUAAGUGACAGGUAGGAUUAACCGUCCGUUUCGCGUUUAAUUUAUUUAAAACAACUGAUACAAUUCCCACCCUAGGAGUAAAAAUGAAUAAAUCAAUUGACCGGGGUUGGGAGGAGAAUCAUUAGCCGGUGAAAUCCGAUCCUAAUGACACUUUAACGAGCUCGAAGAAAAAAAAAUUAAAUAAAACAACAGCCUCCCGGGAGGAAAAAGACAAAAUGGGAGGAAAUCAGAGGGGGAGGUUUACCUUUGGCUCGGUAGAUCAGUCGGUCUACACGUCGACCAGUAUCACUGAUCCAUCCAUUCGUAUCGAGGAGGUGCACGUCAUCGAUAUUAAUUUCUUUUGUUUUAUCUCCUCGGUGUUCACGACAGUUUUUUUUUUAGUUUCCUCUCACCCCAGUGAAUUAAAUUCCAAGGAAGCGUCUUUUCUCGCGUCAGUGAAUAUCGGUAGUAUUCCUCACUUUAGAGAUAUAAUCAAUUUUUUAAUUGACAGAGGAUGAGGGAUUUAAUUUUUUAUAUCUUCAUUAAAAUUUCAUAAGUAAUAAAUCUAUUGGUUCUUUAAAAUGAUUAGUAUUAUGGAGUUGUUAAAAGUUGUCUUAUUCUGUUAUAUUUUAAAACACAAUCUUACGUUUUAAAACUGAAACAUUUUUCCCUGUCUCCGUUAACCCUGGACCCACUCCAUAUUUUGUCAAUAAAAUGCCAGACACGAAAGCAAUCCUCUUGAAAUAAUUAUUGGCAAGUUUAAAUAAAUAAGUCAGUAACGAAGUGACCAAGCUGGAGGUAUUAUUCAAUCGUCCGUUUAUUUCGGAAGUAAAUUGGUCUGAAAGGGAAAUAUCGUGGUUUUUUUUACAACUGAUGAAAACUUAAACAAAAAUAUCUCUCGACGUUUUCCUGAACUCUUGCAUCAACUAUUUACUCUUCAAUUUUUCCCCUCAAAUUUCCUGAUUAAUAAGGGUAACAACGAGCAACAAACAAAAAAUCACUCCUCCAUUGAGAAACCCGAUUCACGCUAAUCAAAAAAAAAAAAAAAUCCGAGUAUGGAAAUGGCACAAGAGCCUCGAAAAUCGACUAAAAGCCUAAUUGAAAAAUCCCCCAACCAAUUUGAAAACAGUGAUGCAACAGAGCUCAGCUGACAAGGGGUUGAAUCUCAAGAGGUGCAGAAGUAGAAGAAGAAGUAAAAAAAAAACAUCUAUUCGAUUCACCCAAGAAAGUCCUCAUGUUUUCCUCUUUCCUCCGCAUCAACUGGGAAACAUGCUCGCGUCACACAUACCGUUUUCUCUCCCAGGGGGUGAAAACGAAGAGGCAAAGGAGGGAGAAAACCCCGCAGCCCAAAGAACCGAGAGAGAGACGAGGAGAGAAGAGAGCGAAAAAAAAAAACAACUACAUAAAACGAUAAAAUGUGUGGGUAGUGGAAAGCGUUGGUGUAUCGCGCACUCGCGGAGGCAAAACAGACGUUGAGUUGGUACUUGGUGCUUCUGAUUGGCCGAGUAACGACUGACGUAAGUCGCUUUAUCGACCAAUGAGAAACACCGGCGCGGCCUCGUAAGCUUUCCCCCCAAGCUAACUGUUCCCUCCACAUGUGUUGGUACAUGCACACCAUCUAUGCUGAUGGAUGUGUGAGUGUGUGUAUGUGUAUGUGUUUGUCCGACUUGCCGAAAAGCACUGGUUGAAGCAGGCAGCGAGUCGUCGCGACUGGUACACGACGGCCGGCCGCUGGCUCCUCUCUCGCUAAGAGCCACACGCACGUUGUCAUACUUGAAGAGAAUCGAGUUUGAGUCUGACGAUAAAAUAAAGCGUUAAUAAAUUCACUGAGUAAAAUCAACGAGAGGAAAAUUCUCGGACUGUCCAGUUGUUUUCACCUUCAACAAUCGAGUUUCAGUUUGAUAAUGUGCUGAACAGGGAAAAAAAAAAUUACUUAAUCGUUUCGUUUCGAAGUGGAUGUUGGUAAAUUUGAUAUUGCGAGGAAAAAUCCGGCAUUUGAGCCGUCAAGUGGCGAACGAAGGGCGGAUUCUCCAGUUUAAUUGGAGGAAUAAACAUAUCAGCGGUGAUGUUGAGUUGUGGAUGGUUUAAGUGAAACAGUGAGAUAAAGGUCAGCCACGGUAUCACGAGAUUUUCCGAUUGAAGGGAUUUUUUAGAGAUUUGAAUAUCAGUAACUCCCUCUGGAGGGCGAAAAAUCUCACCGCCAGUGGAGCGUGUGCACUGUAACAGUGUUGUAGGGGCCGUGAAGUGGAUAACACUGGGGGCUUCAUCACUUUGAGCGAUAAGGAAAUUUCUAAGCUCUCGGUGAUAUACCCGAGACAUCAGCUACAGACUCUACCAUUGUUUUGAUACGUCUUUGUGCACACGUGCCAUUUAUUUUCUCUCUUGUUUUUGUAUGAAGUGUGUGGGGUGUUUUCGGACUAGAACACGUGACUUUUUGUUUUCGCGCUGCCGGGGGUUGGGGGAGAAUGGAUUUCACUAAGGUUUUUCUAGUUCACUUCUAGUCGAUUUUUUUUUGCUCCUGCGUUUCGGUUUAUUUACGCCAGCGGAAUUGCGGACUUCUGCGGAACACCGCGGGCUUUCGGGGUGAUUUUCGGUGACUAACGGCAGAAGAUUUAAACGUGGGUGUGCGACAGGAUGUGGUGAUGGGUUUCCCGAUGGUUUGACACUGAAUUGUGAAUUACGUGUACUCAAGUGCCUGAAUUGUAUCAGUUUUUUUUUUGUUCGUAAUUCUUUGUUUACACUUUCAUUGACAUUUGUACACCGAUUUUUUUAUAUUCGUGUACACAUAUGCGAGAUCAAGACAACAACUUUGAAUUUGUGUUUUUAACAUUCCAUCCGGAUAUUUAAAGCCACUCUCACUGGUCCUCAAGAAGCAGCAACGAUGGGUAGAAAAAAGAUACAAAUUUCUCGUAUCACGGACGAGCGGAAUCGUCAGGUGACAUUCAACAAGCGGAAAUUUGGUGUUAUGAAGAAAGCUUACGAAUUAUCAGUACUCUGUGACUGUGAGAUUGCACUGAUAAUAUUCAGCUCGAGUAACAAACUCUAUCAAUAUGCCAGCACUGACAUGGACAAAGUACUACUCAAGUACACGGAGUACAACGAACCACACGAGUCACUCACCAAUAAGAACAUUAUCGAGGCGCUCAACAAGAAGGAGCAUAAGGGCGCAAUGUCACCGGAGAGUCCGGAGCCGGACACUAACGAAUACAAUCUCACACCACGUACCGAGGCCAAGUACACGAAGAUCGACGAGGAGUUUCAGAUGAUGAUGCAGAGGAACCAGCACAAUGGGACAAGGGGUAUGGGACAAUCGAAUUACACGCUGCCAGUCACUGUACCGGUUAAUACUUACGGUGAAUCACUGCUUGGAUCUAGUCCGCAAAUGGCUCAUACUAGUAUUUCACCGAGACCAUCAUCAUCUGAAACUGAUUCAGUUUAUCCACCAGGUGGAAUGCUAGAAAUGAGUAACGGCUAUCCACCGUCAGCCUCACCCCUGGGUGGCUCACCAUCCCCAGGGCCAUCACCAGCUCUUGUUGUUGGUGGUAACAAGGGUGCAAAUCCGUCCCGCCACUCACCCCAACCGCCUCCACCUCCUCAUCCACACAGGGCUAAUUUACGAGUCGUUAUACCCACUCCACUGUCACAAUCGCUCUCUGAAGAUACCAGUUACGAUGUAAGAUUUUUGUCUGGGGGCCACACGCAGACUGCACUCAAUACACCGGUUGUUGCGCUACAGACACCAUCGGUGGCAGCUGGCUACUCGAGUUUCGGAUCAUCAGAUUAUUCCUCAGAUCUCGGGAGUCUAACGUGGUCCCAUCAGAGGUACGUUGAUGACUUGUCAAUGUAUUCGGCAGCCACCAUGUCAAGCAUCAGUAGCCUUCCUCACUUAGCCGUGUCCAGUAGCACACCGCCGCCAUCGACGUCUCCCCUACCGGUGAAAAUAAAGAGUGAACCAAUCAGUCCACCCCGUGAUCCCCUCGGCAAUGCUGGUGGUGGUGCUGGAGGUCCAAGUAGUUUGCAUCAUACAAAUUUAACUGUAGGAUCUGUAACAACAACCGGACCACCACCACAGCAUCACGUAACCCACACAGUACCCCAAACCCUGAAUCUCGUGUCUAGCCGGCCAACAAGUAAUCCAACCCCAACGCAUUCAGGCAGUAUAACACCAACAAAUUUACCAUCGCCGAGUAAUGCUGGUAAUGUUGACAUGAGAACGAGUCAUGGUACUGGGGGUAACGGUGGUGGUAGUGGUUCAGACUAUGAGAAUGGACCGUUGAUGAAACGAUCUAGGAUUACAGAAGGAUGGGCUACCUAAUGCCGGCCAUUUUUAAGGCCCUACUGGUCCUACUCAGCUUCGUCGUACAACGGCUAAUAAUGAAGGAACAAGAAAUAAUCAUAAAUUAUAUUGUUAGGGUGACAAUGAGUUGAGUGACACGAAGGUGGCCGAUGGGCUCUGAGGGCUCGUGGAGGGUUCGCCAAGUACGAAGAGUUGUUUUUUUUU